GCAGAGGCGAAUGUAGGGUUCCUGCUGGGAAUGCAAUGCCCAGCCUCCUUCCCCGUCUCAUCUAGAUCUUUCUGGAAACCACCUUGCUACUCGAGGGUACUCUAGGUAUGAUCCUUGGACCAGUAGAACGUGCAUCACCUGGGACGUUUCAGAAUCUGAGGCUCCACCAUAGACCUGAGGCACAACCUACACUUUAAGGGGGUCUCAGGGUGAUUUGUGGGCACCAGUGCCUCUCAGCUAAAUCAGAAUCACCCUGAGGGUGUGAAAGAAAUCCCCAGGCUCAGGCCACACCCCAGACCAAUUAAGUCAGAAUCUUUUUCUAAACUCAUCGAGGGAUUCAGACGCAGAGCCAAACGGAGAAUCAGGGCUCUGCACUCUCCCUUCACCUGGGAGCCCGAGAUCACUGACCUCCUGGGGACUGAGCCCUGUGGUCAGGGUCAGGGCUCGCCCUUGUCUGGCCUGGCCUCACAUCUUCACAGCGCUGGUCUUGGCCACCACCUUCAGUCCCUCUUCUCUGGCCUUCCAGGUGUCCCGAUUUUCCUCCCUCCUUUGUCCUCUGGGAGCCUGGGGUGUCCUCAGUCUCCCUCCCUCCCUGGGGGACAAGGCCUUGGACACUACCCACCCACCCUCCACCAAAUCGGCCAUCCCAGCCAGGCGCACAGCCCAUGAUAUAUCUGCCCCUGUAACAGGGAAGUCCUGCUCAGAGCUUGGAAUCGAACUGCAGGGAAGUGUUGAAAUGAGGAAGGUGGGUGAGCCAAGAGCCAGCAGAAGGGCCUUCCUUACCUAUCACAUUUACUCGACUCCUGGGUCUCCUGGCCCAGAGCCAUGCUCUGUCCCCACUGAAAAUUCCCCCUCCUGUGGAGGCCCUGGCUAGAGUUGGCCUUGGCCUGCCUCUGUUGGCAGGAGGUCCUCAGGGGCUGACCCGAGGCCUCCCUGGAGUCCAAGGCCAGCACACAGCAGGGCAGGGGCUGGGAGUGAGGGGGACAGUAGCAGAGUCCAGAAACUAGUGCUGACAUCCGAGGCACAAAGCACAGAUGGGGCGACUGGCAGGACAGGAACUGAAGCGCCUGACAGGAUCUGAGGACAGGCUGGGGCCGUCCCCACCUCCUUUCCUUCCUCCUCUGCCCUCCCUGCUGCACGGCCAGCAGACCCCACCCUGUGGAGCAGAAGCCACAGUCACUUCCUGAAGGCAGCAGCCCUGGCUCGGGUCCCACUCGGCCCUUGGCCCAUCACCCGCCUGCAGCCAUGGGGAGUCAUCAGGACUUUCGGAGCCUUCAAGCAAAGUUCCAGGCCUCUCAGCCUGAGACCAACGAACUCCCCAAAAAACCCCCGAAGCCCGAGUUCAACAAACUCAAGAAGUUUCCACAGCCUGGGCUAAGUGAGCACCCCAAGAAGCCCCCGCAGCCUGAGGUCACCGACCUGCCCAAGAAGCCCUCCAAGCUCGAGCUCAGUGAACUCUGCAGGAAGGCCCCGCAGCUCGAGGCCACUCGGAUCCCCAGGAAGCCCUCGCAGCCUGAGGUCGGCGAGGCCCCUCCGACGGCCUCGCAGCCGGAGCCCAGCGCGCCUGACCAGAAGCCCCCACAGUCUGAGCUCGGCAACACCCCCAGGCCCUCCGUGGAGCCCAAGUUCAGUGCACGCGCCAAGAAGUUCCAGCAGCCCGAGGCCAGUGUGGCCGCCCCAAAGCCCUUGCAGCCCGAGUCCAGCACCUUUCCCAAGAAGCACCCCCAGCCUGAGUUCAGUUGGCUCCCCAAAAAGCCCCCACAGCCUCAGGCCGGUGGCCUCCCUAAGAAGUCCCUGCCGCAGCCCGAGCUCAGUGAGACCCCCGGGGCACUCCCCCCAAAGCCAGAGCCCAGUGAGCCCCACCCCUCCUCCUCACAGCCCAGCUUCAGCACCCUUCCGAAGAAGCCCCCGCAGCCUGAGUUCAGUGCAAACCUCAGAAAGCCCCCGCAGCCUCGGGUUGGUGGCUUCCCUAAGAAGUCCCUGCCACAGUCCAAUUUCAGCGAGGUCCCUCAGGCACCCAACUCGAAGGCCGAGUCCAGGGACUCCUUGCAGCCUGACCUAAGUGCAUUUCCCAGAAAGAUCCCACAGCUUCAGCUGAAUGACCUCCCCAAGCCUCUGCAGCCUGAGUUUGGUGACCUCACCAGGACGUCCUCAGAGCCUGAAGUCAACGUGUUUCCCAAGAUGCCACAGCAGCCCGAAUUCAAAGCGCUCUCCAAGAAGCCCCCGCAGCCUGAGCUGGAGCUGGGCGGCCUCCCCAGGACGUCCUCAGAGCCCGAGUUCAACCUGCUCUCCCCAAAGUUUCCACAGCCUGAGUGCCGGGGGCCUCCCCGCAAAUUCUCACAGCCUGAGCCCAGUUCUCUGCCCAGGAAGCACCCACAGGCCGAGUUCCUCAAAGACCUCCCUAGAAAGCCCCUACUUCCAGGCUCCGUUUCAGAGAGCUCACUGCCCACCGCAGUGGCAGGCUCCGGUGCUAGGUUCCUGCUCGGCCCGGGGUUGGGAGCCAGGCAGCAGAAAUUAGGAGCUCUCACCCGCAGUGAAGGGUCGAGGCUGGGCCUCAGACCUGGCCACCCACCCCGGAGGAGGCCUCUGCCCCCGGUCAGCAGCCUGGGCCCCCCUCCAGCCAAGCCACCACGGCCCCCGAGCCCCAGGGACAUCCAGAGCUUUUGGAGAAUCUCAGCAGCAGACACAGCUCUGCCAAGGGCCUCCUCUUCUGCUGGGAUCCACGUCCAGGCUCGACACCUUGCAGACAUCCCACAGUAUCCCCACAGGGAUGCAGAUGAGGUCUACGAGCUGUAUGAUGACGUGGAGCCCACGGAUGACUCCAGCCCCAGCCCCAGGGGCAGAGAUGAAGUGCCAUCUCCCCAGCAACCCCCCAGGAGGCCACCACAAGACCCAGAGCUCAGGAAGGAGAAGGCCCUCCAGCCACAGCAGUUGAUGCCCACAGACCUGAAGACCCUGAAGCAGAUCCGGAAGGCAGAGAAAGCUGAGAGGGAGUUCCGGAAGAAGUUCAAGUUUGAGGGGGAGAUCGUGAUUCAGACAAGGAUGAUGAUCGACCCCAAUGCCAAGACUCGUCGUGCGGGUGGCAAGCAUCUGGGGAUUCGGCGUGGGGAGAUCCUGGAGGUGAUUGAGUUCACCAACAAGGAGGAGAUGCUAUGCCGGGACACCAAGGGCAAGUAUGGCUACGUGCCCAGAACAGCUCUCCUGCCCCUGGAAACAGAGGUGUACGAUGACGUCGGUUUCUGGGAUCCUCAGGAGAGCCAAGCAUUCCCCCGGGGACAAUAAGGCUUGCAGGUGUAGGGAUCCAGGACAACCCACCAGCCCGGCCACCUGCUAACCCAAAGAACCAUGGAUUCCAGGUUGAUCACCACAGAACUGCCCAGGCUCCUGUCUGACCAUGUACACAGACCACAUAAAGCCCCUCUUUUAAAGUGA
Vicugna pacos (alpaca) is the source of this 3432-nucleotide messenger RNA. RefSeq names its product PML-RARA regulated adaptor molecule 1 (gene PRAM1). Gene Ontology annotation, molecular function: protein binding. The record is from RefSeq and is a predicted model, not a curated record. NCBI's taxonomy places the organism in Eukaryota, Metazoa, Chordata, Mammalia, Artiodactyla, Camelidae. Gene Ontology annotation, cellular component: plasma membrane. Gene Ontology annotation, biological process: T cell receptor signaling pathway; protein localization to plasma membrane; integrin-mediated signaling pathway.